GGGACGUACACCAUUCCAGCCUCAAGUCUUUCGUUAAUGACCUCGGUCAUCAACAUUGGAGAGCUGGUGGGCUCACUGACGGCAGCGCCGCUCAAUGACCUUGCGGGCCGCAAAGGGGUGUUCUUCAUUGCGUCAAUUAUGGUUGUAGUUGGUGUGGUCUUGCAAUUGGCAACAGAUCACAAGCACUCCAUGAUUAUCGCAGGUAGAAUCUUGCUAGGCUAUGGUGUAGGGAACUUCUCAGCGACAUCCCCUCUGUACAUUGGAGAGAUUGCUCCUACUCGAAUUCGUGGUCCUUUGCUCAUGUGCUGGCAGCUAGUCCUGUCAAUCUCCCAAAUUAUUGCCGCUGCUAUUAAUCGUGGUACACAAGGCAUAGGCAGCACUGUGGCCUAUCGUGUUCCCAUGGGUGUACAGCUUGUGUUCCCGCUGCUCGUUCUAGCUUUCCUUUGGUGGGUACCAGAGUCCCCGCGCUGGUUACUCCGCAAGAAUAAAGUAGACGCGGCCAGGAAAUCAUUGCAGAGCGUCAACCGGGACGACGAGUCGUACAUUGCCGAUGACGACCUAGCUAUGUUACAACGGGAUAUAGACAGUGAAAAGCAACUUGCGGAAGACUCGUCCUGGCUGGAUCUAAUUCUAGACCCCAUCGAGCGACGCAAGACCAUAUAUUCUGCGGGUGCGCUCGUCGCACAACAGGUCAAUGGUAUCCAGUGGUUCUAUUACUUUGGCACUGUCUUCUCAAAGGCAAUCGGACUCUCCGAUCCGUUCCUUAUGACCUUGAUCGUUUUCAUCAUCCAAGUCGUCGUUGUGUUGUGCGCGGUGUUUUGCGCCAACAAACUACCCAGACGACCACUUCUACUCAUCACCACGGGCAUUAUGGGCGUUUCUAUCUUCGUGGUGGGAUGUUUGGGCAUCCCAGGCGGAGAGGUCUCCCACACAUUCGGCAAGGUGAUCAUCAGCUUCGUCAUCAUUGAAAUCACAGCAUUCAAUUUUGCCUGGGGACCUCUAGGCUGGACAAUCGCCUCUGAAAUGGCCGUUGGCCGCAACAGAAACAAAAUUUACGCUGUCGCGGUAGCCUGCUUCUGGAUAACUGUCUGGGCAAUCGUCUUCACCCUCCCUUACCUAUACUAUUCGGCCAAUCUCGGCCCCAAAACCGGCUUCGUAUACACCGGACUCUGUGUUAUCACCUUUGUAUAUGUUUAUUUCUGCGUCGGCGAGGUCACCGGUCGCUCGAUGGAGGAGAUUAACUGGUUCUUUAUCAAUGGCAUCCCGGCGCGCAAAUGGCGUGAUCAGCCUUUUCCUGCUACCGGGGAGACGCCAUCUGAGAAGAGUCUAGAAGUGAGCGAGAAGAACGGUGUUCAUGUACGGGUUGAAGGCCCAUAACUGCAUUUCACACGGUUCUGAUAUAUAGUAUGGACGACAUA
Molecule: messenger RNA, 1418 nt
Organism: Aspergillus pseudonomiae
Lineage: Eukaryota; Fungi; Ascomycota; Eurotiomycetes; Eurotiales; Aspergillaceae
Product: sugar porter family MFS transporter
Exons: 4
Coding region: 37-1377 (446 amino acids)
Biological process (GO): transmembrane transport; carbohydrate transport
Cellular component (GO): membrane
Molecular function (GO): carbohydrate:proton symporter activity
Source: RefSeq, a predicted model, not a curated record